AUUUUUGUUAAUUACUCCUUAAAAAUUAUCGCUACUUAUAUACCUAGGUAGGUAACCCGUCUGACGGCGCAUUCGUUACGUUUAAUAUACUUGGCUUUUUUCAAAAAUGGCAGCCCUCCACCAACCGCCAAGACACAUUGUAAUUGGCAUCGCUGCCUUUUUCCUCGUCCUCUGCUUCGUCCUCUUCACCCCACGAUCUACGCACAUCGAUCUCCACUCUACCGGUCGCAGCGCUUCCCAAUCUCCUCUAGUUAAGACUUCCCUGAGGAAGGCCGAUCGAUUCUAUGGCAAAGACUAUAAAGGCCACGCAUCCCCCGCUGACAUCAAUCGUGUCGGCAACGAGACCCUAGGUUUCGAGAAAGUAUUCGUCGUCGGCCUCCCAGAGCGAAGCGACAAGCGCGAUGCCAUCGCACUUACAAGUGCCUUGACGGGAUUCAAUGUAGAAUGGAUUGAUGGCGUUAGAGGGGAAGCAGUACCAGACAAGGCUGUACCUUUUGGCGCUGACAGAAAAAAGCUAUGGGAAACAAACCUGGGAAGCUGGAGAGGACAUAUGAAUGCAGUUCGCAGGAUCAUCGAAGAAGAUCUUGGCUCGGCUCUCAUCAUGGAAGAUGACAUGGAUUGGGAUGUACGAUUGAAACCUCAAUUAGAAAGAGUUGCGCAAGGUGCCCGAGCUCUCCUUUCCUCGGCCUCGAAGCCCGACUCACCGUACGGCAACGACUGGGACCUCAUGUGGCUUGGGCACUGCGGCGAAGUGUUUCCUGAGACACUUGAUGAAAACAAAGAAAAGCCUACUAACGAUCCCGGCAUCCGAUACAUGUCUCGCAAGUUCGUUAUUGAAAAAGAUGCCACAGUACCCCCCAAAAAUAGAGUCACCGGACUUGUCGAUUUCAAAAAUAGCCCCGAAUUUACACGCUGGGUCCAUAUCACUGGCGCUCCUAUCUGUACCUUUGCAUAUGCUCUUUCUCAGAGAGGGGCUCGUAAAGUCCUAUUCGACCUGUCAGUAGAUCACCUUACAGGCCCUUUCGACAAUGCUCUUGCUGGGCUCUGCAGACGAGCUGUCUCAACAUGGGGUGUGGAAGAUCUUUCCGUAGCCGGUGACCGUGGACUCGAUGCCAAAUGUAUUAGCGUAACACCCCCAAUCUUCUUCCACCACAAAGCCAAAGGUCUUGUUAAUGGAGAUAGCGAUAUCCAAACUGUUUCCGACGGGCAAGUUCGCGAGAAAGGCAGCACGGAGAAUAUUGUGUGGAGCGCAAGGAAUAACAUUAAGAACAUGAUUACGGGAAGUAGAAUGGAGAGUCAGUUUAAAUAAGGGGACCACUUAAACUGAAUGAGUGGACCAAUGCAAGACACGAAUCCCAACACUAACGGAACAGACGAAUCAUGACAUUACAUUCUACUAGACGGGGGAUUAUACGCGUUCUAGAAAGCUAAGAGCGCGAUGCCCGAAGUUGAUCAGAUUCGGUGCUCGAGGAAGGAGUGGGCGCGAAGUCGAGUGAGAAUCGGAUUCGCGGAUGA
This is a messenger RNA of Hypoxylon trugodes, 1515 nucleotides long. RefSeq names its product glycosyltransferase family 25 protein. The record is from RefSeq and is a predicted model, not a curated record. Lineage: Eukaryota; Fungi; Ascomycota; Sordariomycetes; Xylariales; Hypoxylaceae. The transcript is spliced from 2 exons. Bases 107 to 1309 code for a protein of 400 amino acids.